This is a messenger RNA of Plutella xylostella (diamondback moth), 3144 nucleotides long. RefSeq lists its product as uncharacterized. NCBI's taxonomy places the organism in Eukaryota, Metazoa, Arthropoda, Insecta, Lepidoptera, Plutellidae. The record is from RefSeq and is a predicted model, not a curated record.
AUUGCAAUGUAAACAGCUUGUUCGCUCGGUGGUCGGCUGCUCGCGAGGCGGGCGCGCGGCGUCAGUCUGCCCGCCGACACCGCCCUCGCCUCACGCCGACAGACCAUGCACCCUACCGAGUGGUCCAUUCAGUAAUUUGUUUCAUCAACUCGACCAUCAUGUGUGCCUUAAAGAGACUUUACUUUGUUGUCCUCAUAAGUUUAUUACUACACAGUUGCGCGAAUGGAAAGAAAUCUAAGAAAAUCAAACGGCCGACGGUUGAUGAUGAAGAGACCACCCCGCAGCCAAAUGUGGUCACUUACUCCUCGUUUGGGUUCAAUGACGUCGGGAAUGCAUAUGACGGGUUCGUGCCGAGCUCCCCCGACUACGCUAAUUACCUGAGCAACAGCAACCAGGAGAGCUCGACCAGGCUCUACGCGCCGGCCUUCCCCACGGCCAUGGACCACAGCCCCUACGGCCAGCAGGAGGCGGGGUUCCCGGGCUCGGCCCCGGACAACCGCGAGCACGGCAUGCUGCAGUACAACCCGGGAACAUACAACUUUGGGAACUCACCCAACUACGGCUCCUCUCACUUAGACAUGCCGAGCCAGGUCGGACGGGAAGAUAAUGGAGAUGGAAAUGAGGACGAAUAUAAUUCACCUGUCUACGGAACCAAGUUGGGAUCCAAAGGCAAUAAAAUGCGGCCGGGUAAUAAUUAUAAUUCGUCUAUAGUGUAUGGAAGUUCUCCUUAUAAUCCUGUCGAGGAAAAGCCAAGCUAUCACGAGAUGCAAGCUGCAGAAGAACAGAACAAACAUCAAAGUCAGCAGGGUGAGUCGGGAGCCAGUUCUUACAAUUACUUUAAUAAUUAUGCGCCAAUAUUUCCAUCAAGUGGCAAUAGCAAUAACGGCGAAGAUACAAAACAGAAUUCAAACCCAGGCCCAAACUCUGUCAAGUACAAUAAAGUUGUUGAUUUCACGAAAUACAAACCAUCUUAUCCUCUCGAACUCGACAACAAGUAUGCCACCGGAACUGUAAGACCCUCAAAUAUGAAUAUGAAUAACAUGAAUAUGUACAACUCAAUGACGAAUGGGCAGAACGACAAUUCCUUUUCGAAUCAAUAUUAUCCGUCUGACAACGAAAAUCAACACACACAAAAAUACAAACAAGAACAAUACGAGCCGGAUGAGCCUGAACAAGUGGCAACCAAACCAAUAGGUACCAAUUACAUGGAAUUCUCAGUUAAUCACGUUCAAAAUCCAAACAAUUACAAAGAAGCAAAACCGAAUGCCGAAUACAAAGAUAAAUUCAAAACCAAACCAUGGAACAACUACAACGCUGAAGUAAAUAAUUACAAGAAUUCAUUUAAAAACAACGAGUAUAACGAUACAAAGUCUAACUUCAGAAGACCAUUCCGAGCUAACAAUGAUGAAGUACCAGCGGCAAGUAACACCAACGUCGUCGACUUCACCAACUACAGAUAUCCAGAGACUGAUUUUUCUAAUUUCAAAAACAUGAAUGACUAUAAAUCGGAGGGAUCAGAAAACUACCCGAGUGUUCAAUCGUUUAAAUACCAAGACGUCCAGGGUGAGAGCGACUACUAUAACCAGCUGAAGGGUCUGUUCACCACCACGCCCAGCUCCACCUCGCACUGGGGCAGCAUGUUCAAAAACGGAGACCGUCAGCGCCCGAAGAAGCCGCAGUCCACUGACGACGAAGUAGUCCACAUACCCAAGAGACUGAAACUGCACAAGCAGCAAACCGGCAAACACUCCGAGUACCAAUCUCCGCUAAAGCAUGGACUUUACAAGGGGAAACCUCUAGAUGAAUGGAACAAAGAGGUUUCCAACAGGUUUAAAAACGAGGAGGAUUUGCUCGGGCUACGGAACCACGACACGUCGCACCCGCAGUAUUUGCCGAACUUCAAGCAAGCGUUUGCUGAUGCGGAGGACCAGUUCAAGAACUACAUGUCCGAGGCGGAGUACAAGAAGCUGGUGGACAAGUGGCGGCAGUCGUACAUGCGCUCCAAGUAUGGCCCUAACAAGGACACGGAGGCUUACGGUUCGGAGACCCGCCCCAUGCACGUGCCCAUCCCCAAGCCAUACCCGAUCGAGGUACCGCACCCGGUAAUCGUUCCGGUGCCGCAACCGUACCCGGUCCGGGUGCCAGUACCGAAGCCGGUCGCCGUGCCGGUGAUCCGGGAAAUCACCGUGCCGAUAGAGAAGCCCGUGCCCUACCCGGUCAUCAAGAAAGUGCCUUAUCCGGUUGAAAAGCCCGUGCCAGUGCACGUGGAAAAAGAAGUGCAAGUGCCAGUGAUGAAGCCCUACGCCGUGCCAGUCCCGCACGUCAGACCCGUGUUCCACCACUCGCGGCCCUACGACGAGGUGGAGGGCGAGCGCGAGCUGGACCACGAGGAGCUGGACUACAUGCCGCGCCCCGAGGCUUCAAGAGGGAAGAAGUACAUCCGGAGUAGCUAUAAGAAGACUAGAAGCAACCGCAACCGGUCGCGGCGGCCCAGCUCGUCCUACUACAACCGGCGCCGGAUGCCCGUCCGGCGCUCCACGCCCGCGCCCGCCCGCGCCGAGCCGCCGCGCCCGCGCCGCCGCCCGCCCCCCGCCUGGGGGACCCCGCGCCACCGCUACGCACCCAGCCACGACUACGACGACGAUAGAGAACUGGAUCAUGAGCACCCACACAACGAAUACUAUGAACACUAGUGCCUGGUGACAGUGAGACCUUAGGCCGCGUUUUCACUUGGCUGUCUAAGUUAAACAGGCCAGAGGCCAACAGUGGCUAGGUAGGUGAAUGAAUAUAGUAAGUGAAAACGCAGCUUUAUUCAGCUUUAACAGUUUAAGACUUUGUGCCUGUCUCUUGCAUAAUUCUCGUUCCAAAUUAUUGGUGUUCUUUUUACCGUGCCAAUGUUAUUCUCCCUGUUAGAUUAGUAUCGUUCGGUUGGUUAAGAAUUGCAUUUUUGACGUUGUAUUGUUAAGUCUUGUGUAUAAAGUUAAGGAAUGUAGUUGUAAUUGGUUGUAAAAUAGAUUUUGUAUUAAAAUUAGCCUGAGUUUCAUUUGAGCCGCCACGGCAGAGUCGACGUUGCAUGAAAGUGCGUACGAUGCGUUAAGUGACGAGAGUUGUAGAGUGGUUAGAGGAAUAUAUUGUAGGAGGUUG